AUGGCGAACGCUAACACGACUCCGAUGCCGUUUGUCCGCAAGUUCGGAUCUUCGGCGACGUCGGACAGAAGCAGUCCGACUUCGAAGGACGCAGAUUCAGGUAACUUUUAAUUGCAUUUUCAGGCUUCAUAUCGAUAAAUUUUCAGGUAAAAAACCCACAUUAGCCGCAUUGGCCCAGUCAGCUUUCCCCUCUCGUUACGAUCCGAAUGCGUUCGUCGGUAGGUUCUUCACUUCGCCCGCCCACGUAUACAUUACCUAAUUGAGUCGGGUUUCAGACAUUUCCGGAGCAUCGAUUUCCAUGCCGACAGUGACAGGAGCUUGCAAAAAGUGCGGAUAUCCGGGACAUUUGUACUUCCAAUGCCGCAAUCACAUUGAAGUGCGUCCGAAUGUGUCGACGAAGGCGUAUGAAGUGAGUUCGACGUCUUCCGAAUCAAGCGAUGAUGAGACUCCACUGGUGGCGUUGGAGCAGCAGCGAAAGAAGGACAAGAAGAGAAGAAAGAAGGAGAGGAAGGAAAGAAAGAAGGCGAUGAAGUUGGAGAAGAAGGAAAGGAAGAAGGAGAAGAAGGAGAAGAAGAAGCGUCGUCACGCUGAAACCGACGAUGAUAGCGAUCGGGAUGAGAGCGACAAAAAGAAGAAAAAGAAAAGCAAGAAGGAGAAGAAGGAAAGACGAAAGCGCCGCCACUCGAGCUCUUCUGAAUCUACCGACUUCUCGGACUCUGACGAUGAUCGUCGUGACGCCAAGCGUCGCCGCAGGUCCUAG
Molecule: messenger RNA, 760 nt
Organism: Caenorhabditis sp. 36 PRJEB53466
Lineage: Eukaryota; Metazoa; Nematoda; Chromadorea; Rhabditida; Rhabditidae
Source: the annotation of a GenBank genome assembly